AUGUUCUUCCUUGCCAUCACCACACAGCCUGAGCUCAACACCCCCUGCAGGAAGUCUCUCCAGGCGCAUCUGCAGGCAUCACCUGUGCGCCCUCGCAUCACUGCCAACGUCUUCUCCCUCUGCAACCCUCCCACCAACGCCUCCUCCUCUUCCUCCUCUCGGCGUAGUCUGCUUCCUGUGGUGGCUGUCGACCCGUCGAGCAACAAGUGCCCCGUGGUGUGGGUGCAGGAUGUUGAUCGACUUCAGAAUGUCACUCGCCUGGCCAAGGCCUGCACCUCGGCAGAUACAGCCUGCUCCAGAUGCGCCUCCACCCUGUCAGCCGCAGCUGCCGCCCUGGCCCGCUACAGCCUGGCUGUAGCCGCACGCACUGCAGCGAGGGGAAGUGGGGGACAGUCUCUGGCUGCUGAUAAUGCGACUAUGGCGGCUGGUGAAACCACCACUGCACCGCCUGAGGCAGUCACGGCUGAUUGUGCCCGGGUGACAUUCGUGAGGGUGGCCCAGGCGCAGAGCUGGCGGGCUGCACCAGGGCUUGUGGCCCUGCAACUGGACUGCCCCAUCGUGUAG
This is a messenger RNA of Closterium sp. Yama58-4, 564 nucleotides long. NCBI's taxonomy places the organism in Eukaryota, Viridiplantae, Streptophyta, Zygnematophyceae, Desmidiales, Closteriaceae. The record is from the annotation of a GenBank genome assembly.